UCGCGACACAGUGUAGUUACCAAAGCCAAAUUGCUGGCAUCAGUUGCUUGUACAAUUGGGUCGGUGGAGUCUGGGUGUUGUAUAAUGGCGUCAUUACACUAGUAAUGUUUUCUACAUUUUGAAGGAGCUUUAUGUUAAUAAAACGUCAUCUUAUCCUAGGUUCACUCUCACAACUCUUAUUCCCGGAAAUCCAUACAUUUUAUCAAUUUUUGCAUGGAAUUUGAAAGGACGGUCAGAUGCCACGGUUUUAAAUGUAGACAUGAUUAAAACUCUAGAUACCAGUUUAAAUGCAGGGCAAGGAACAUGCAGAAAGAAAGAUGCAACAAGUAGCAACUAUCGGGUCUAAUAUUAAUAAUCAAUUUUUAAAGCCACCCGAAGUUAUAUCACAUUUAUCACUCACCUUAAGAAGAGAUAUUCCGGUUCGAGCAUAUUUGAAUCCAUCACAAAAUGCGUACUUUAACAAUAUACAUCAAUCAAGUUUACCAAAGCACAUUAAAAAUCAAGUGUUUUCUGGAUAUAAUUCAUUAGUCAUCGGAAUGAAUACCAAACAAUCUCAUGUAUCAAUGCAACAAUUUUUGAGCAGAUCGACGAAAUCAAUGUCUCUGGCACCAGAAUCCUCAUCAAAUAUCUUUUCUGCAGUAAAUUUAAAUAAUUUGGAGCAAUCAAUACCAGAUUCCGGCAAAAGAUAUGAAUGUAAUUCUUAUGAACAAGCAAGCCGAAGAUAUAAGCAUAAUAAUUUACGGGCGAAGGGUCAAAUUAGUACCAGUAUUUCAGACGACGAGAUAUCAGCUCAAACUCCCCUAAUGUCUAAGCGAGAGAGUACUGUAUGACUAUAAAUUAUAUGCAGGGUAUAUAACACAACCCUGUAAUGAAGAGUAUAUAAAUACUAAUUAUAUAAUAGAAAUGUUCAAUAAUUUCUUUAGAUCUCAAAUUUUAGCUGUGGUGUUAACCAAAAAAUAAAUUCUAAAAAAAUCGUUUUAUUAGCA
This is a messenger RNA of Bactrocera neohumeralis, 986 nucleotides long. RefSeq lists its product as uncharacterized. The coding region runs from base 288 to 830 and encodes 180 amino acids. The record is from RefSeq and is a predicted model, not a curated record. The transcript is spliced from 4 exons. Lineage: Eukaryota; Metazoa; Arthropoda; Insecta; Diptera; Tephritidae.